Colius striatus (speckled mousebird) is the source of this 5001-nucleotide messenger RNA. RefSeq names its product signal transducing adaptor molecule 2 (gene STAM2). The record is from RefSeq and is a predicted model, not a curated record. Lineage: Eukaryota; Metazoa; Chordata; Aves; Coliiformes; Coliidae. Gene Ontology annotation, biological process: signal transduction. Gene Ontology annotation, cellular component: endocytic vesicle. The transcript is spliced from 14 exons. The coding region runs from base 104 to 1681 and encodes 525 amino acids. Gene Ontology annotation, molecular function: ubiquitin binding; phosphatidylinositol binding.
CGGCCUCGGGGGCCUGAGGCGGCGGUCGGGCGGCGGCGGGCCAGGCGGCGGCUGCCCGUGGCGUCAGGGCGGAGGGGCCCGGCGCCGGGACCGCGCUGCCGCGAUGCCGCUCUUCGCCCCCAACCCCUUCGAGCAGGACGUGGAAAAAGCUACAAAUGAAUGUAACACCAGCGAGGACUGGGGGCUUAUUAUGGAUAUAUGCGACAAAGUUGGAAGUACUCCUAAUGGAGCAAAGGAUUGCCUUAAAGCCAUCAUGAAGAGAGUAAAUCAUAAAGUUCCACAUGUGGCUUUGCAAGCACUUACACUUUUAGGAGCCUGUGUGUCAAACUGUGGCAAAAUUUUUCACCUAGAAGUAUGUUCUCGAGACUUUGCUAGCGAAGCUCGGAGUAUCAUAAAUAAGGCUCAUCCAAAAGUAUGUGAAAAGCUCAAAACCCUCAUGGUGGAGUGGUCAGAAGAAUUUCAGAAGGACCCACAGUGUAGCUUAAUCUCUGCAACUAUUAAAUCUCUGAAAGAAGAAGGUGUCACUUUCCCUGCAGCGGGACCACAGGCUACCACAAAUGCUGCUAAGAAUGGAUCAUCAUUGAGUAGGAACAAAGAAGAUGAAGAUAUAGCUAAAGCUAUCGAAUUGUCUCUGCAAGAACAGAAACAGCAACAAAUGGAAACUAAAUCCUUGUACCCAUCUGCAGAAGUGCAGCCAAACAGCCAGAACUCGAGGAAGGUGCGAGCUCUGUAUGACUUCGAAGCUGUUGAGGACAAUGAACUCACCUUUAAAAGUGGAGAAAUUAUUUUUGUUUUGGAUGACAGUGACACCAAUUGGUGGAAAGGGGAAAAUCACAGAGGAGUAGGACUGUUUCCAUCUAAUUUUGUGACUUCUGACUUAAAUGUGGAACCUGAGGCAGCAACUGUGGAUAAAAGUUCUGUUCCUGAGGAUACCCCAGAAGAAAUUAAGAAAGCAGAACCUGAGCCAGUUUAUAUAGAUGAGGAUAAGAUGGAUAAAACGCUGCAAGUACUUCAGAGUAUAGAUCCUACAGAUCUAAAGCUUGAUUCUCCAGAUCUUCUAGACUCAGAAGAUAUUUGUCAACAAAUGGGUCCAAUGAUAGAUGAGAAACUAGAAGAGAUAGAUAGGAAACAUUCAGAAUUAUCUGAGCUGAAUGUGAAAGUUCUAGAAGCUCUGGAGCUCUAUAACAAACUGAUGAAUGAAGCACCGAUGUAUUCAGCCUACUCCAAACUCCACCAUCCUGCACAAUACCCACCCACAUCUUCUGGUGUCUCGGUGCAGUCAUACCCCGUGCAGCCUCCCAGUGCGAACUACAUGAUCCAGGGGGUUCACCAAGUCACCGUUUCCCCAGGCUACACCCUAGGACCUGAUCAGAUGGGGCAGCUGAGGUCUCUGCCUCAAAGUAUAAGUUCUUCUGGAGCAACUCAGCCAGCUCAAGCUGCCUAUUUAAGCCCAGGACCAGACUCUGUGCUGAACCAGGCGUACGUGAACCAGAGCCCCGGGCUGGCGCCCGCCGCCGGCAGCGCCGCCUACCCCCCGCAGCCACCGGGCAUGUCACUGGAGAUGACGGCCUUCCACAACACCCCGGCCAGCUUGCCUCAAGGACCAGGUUAUCCCGUGGCACUUCCUGCUCAUUCCGUUCUACAGCAGCAAACAAAUUACCAUCAACAGCCUCUCCUCUAAAAGCAACCAGCUCAUACUUGUGUAUUACUGAUAAAGGUUGCCCAACCUAGUGAUUUUUAAGAACAACUGUCAUGGAUAUCGAAAUGUGUUUUCCUUUUAAAUAACCCAGCUUACUUCAUUAGGGUGAUGCAUCAGAUCUGGUUGCUAAGGGUUUGCAGAAAGGGGUCUUGAACUAGAUGAGCUGAUGUUUUGAAAUGAUUCCAGAUGACUCUGAGCCCUUAUUUCUGUGCUUUCAGGAAACGCCACUUGUGAAUCUUCAGAGAUUAUCCCAAAAUAAUUUGCUUUACGAUGUGUUCCUGAAAACUUGAGGAUGCUUAAUCAUUGCUGUGUGCUGCUCUCAUUGUGCAUUGCCUCCUCUGGUAUGUCUCUGUAAUCCUUCUAUCCAAGGGGCUUUAGAGAACCUCUCCUGAUUUAGAGACUGCCUUCUCACUGCACUGCUGUAGUGAGCUUUGCCGUACGAUGUGCGCUGAGUAACUGGAACAGCUCAACAGAUGAGACCUGGAAGAGAAAAUGAUUUGAUCUAGUGACAGUGAGGCCCAUGUACCUACAGAAAUAUGAGAAACGAGAUUUUUUUUACAGUGCUGCCUACUUCUGGUGUGUUUCUCUUGAAGAAAACAGGUGGGGUUUUGCUAGAACUCACUCGUGUCUUUUGGCAGAGGUGGUACUGCAAGCACAAGCCUCCUUUGCGAGAGCAGGCAAGGGAUGCUCCCAGCUGACUGUGUGGGCACUCUGUGGAUGCAAGGUGCUGCGCCAGAAACUUGCACAGAAUCUCUUUCUUCUCCUUUUUGGAUGUGUUUGGAAGUGAAGGAGUAUUGCAGUUCUUUGCGGUAAAGGAGGGGGCUCAAGAACGUUUGAAGCUCCUUGAGACUGUGAGAAUCUGCCUUGUUCCCUUUUCAGUGGGGAGCUGAGUGGAAUAGGAAUCAUCUUUAUGGGACCAGGGGGUUCUUGCCUCCCUUGGAUUUCCUUUCCCUGCCACCACCUCUAAAUAAAGGCUGACUGCAGUCCAAGAAACCCUUGUGCCAUGUGGUCAAGGUACGUUUAACUCGGUGCCUGCAGCGGCAGAGCACACACGUGUGCUGGGAGUGGGACUGUGCUCCUCGCUUGAUGCAAGUUUGGAAAUGACAGCGUGUCUUUAGAGGAGUUGCCUCAGGAUGGUGGAAGCAUUUGGUGGCUAAGAAAAGAAAUCUAAGAAUUUCUUCCCUGAUGCACUUUUUUUAAUGGGCAGGGUUCCUACAAGAGGAGCAGCUGAACUGAAUUCUCUUUAAGGAAUGAGGGGUUUCUUUCUUUUGUUGUUUCAGCCUCGGGGAGGGGGAAAAAAAAAAUCCCUCUUUACCUACUUGCUCUCACAGAAUCACCUUUAUACCCAUUUUAACCAUUUUAUGAUGAGUAGUAACCUUGCAAUUGGGAAAGUAAUGGAAGCAAAUCACUUAGGAUCACAUCUUGAUUAAAUGCAUGAAACUCCCAAAUGUCUAAACAAGUGUGUUUGGUGUACACAUUUUCUACCAAAUGAGAAGUAUCAGAUUGCAGACUUUGUUGUUGAGGAACAAAAACCAACCUUCACUCCAUUGCUUUCACAUUGCCUUUCAUUGUUUGGGAUCAUGAAGUUAUUCAGGUGUAGCCUUACACUGAUGCAGUGAGGUAUUCGGUACCUGCUCUGUAAGGCAGGCUUGCUUCCCAUUUAAAUUUGUUCAACUGGAAGGAAGCCUUUGUCUUUCCUUCUGACAUGGCUUUAAUUUGCCUGGAUCCUUCCCCUUGAGGCAGUUGAGUACAACUACCACGUGUGGCAGUACUGAAGUGUUUCGAUACCUUGUUCCUUGCGUUCUCCACGAGUAAUUCAUUUCAGUGCUGCUGUUGAAAAUUCUUAAUGUUCAGAGAUUUUUCUGCGAGAGCUUUCUUGAUUCCAAGCUGCUGGGUAGGAAAACUAAACCUUGCUAUGGUUUAUACACAUUUUGCUACGUUUGGGAGUGAGUUGAGAUUGAGUUUGGUGUUUUUGUUGGAUUCAGAACUUUGAUCUGGCAGAAAUAAGCGAUUCUCCUCGAUGGAGAUGGCUGGACGGGUGGGAUUUGAUUACUUUCAGUUAAUUAGGAUUAUAAAUAAUGUAUAUACUCAUUUGUCUGAAAUUUUGUACCCCGCUACAUGCGUGCACACUGGUAAAGCCUGGCAUUUUCUGAAAGCAGGGCUGUCACUCUCAUCUCCUCCUCCUCCUUCUGUCAUAUGCAACUUGUAGAUAGUGUAAAAUAAUAGAAUUAUUAUCAAAAUAGCGUCUUUAGAGGGUUUUGGUGUUAAUAGGCUCUGUUUUUUUUCUCUUCAUUCUUCUACACAUGAUCAUAUUUAUUUCUGAGGCCUGAUUGUAACUGAACACGCUGCCAAAGGAUUUCUCUAACUUCACGUUUCUACGCUCGGUUUCUACCCGCUGUUUUGUAUCGGGAAUCAACGGUAGAGAACUUCAGCUUUUUUCAUACAAACUCUGGCUGGUUAACGUAGAAACUCGUGCAACUUCACCACGGGACUUCUAUUGUCAUGUAUUUGUUCCAUGGGCGUUGGAAAUACCAAUGCUGGGUGAGUCUUUCUCCAGGCCAGUCCGUCAUCUCGCCACGCACAGACGUGUUUGGAGGAAUUUGUGGUCUUUCAUCCAGCCUUGAUGUGACAAACACGUCACCUGUUUUGUUUGGUACAGAAAUGAUGGUGUUAAAGAAGCCCCAGAUUGUUUCCCUAGCAAGUAAACCUUAAAAAUAACGUUCUGUGUUCGUUUCCCUGCGGGUUUUGUUCAUGGGUGUUCCUGGACUUGUGGUGUAAUUCGUUUGAAGGCUGUCCCUUAGACAGGAGAGCCGAGCAGGACGUGGCUGCAGCUGCACUCUCUGACAGGAGCUGUUUUCUGACAGGAAGAUCUGGGGGUUUUUCCCUUAUUUUUAUCUAUGCAUCUUUUCUAAGGAAUAACAGGCACUACUCUUGGCUUACCUUGAACACUGUGAUGUAUGUGUUGAACAAAGGAAUAACUUAGACUUUCUGGCUCGUUGCAGUUAAAUUUUACAUGAAGCUGACUCAAAGUGUUUGGGAUUGGUGGAAAUGAAGGACAUGGAGCCGAGGCGGGUGCUGUGCCAAUGGGUGGGCUGUGAGUCCAGCCCGAGGUUCUGCCUCUCUUUGCUCUGGGGUUUAGGUGAACGUGUGCUGGUUAGUAGGUGCACCACAGUUCUUGCAGAAAAUGAUCUUAAAUGAGUUUGCAGUAUUAAGGGAUCUGUCUUAUUGGAAUAUCCACUUGGCCUCCUGUCUGCAAUACGUGUGCAUUGCCUUGUGUGAAUAAAACACAGUUUGUUUAACAA